ACCGCCCAUGUGCGUCAAAGACUGUAGGACAGGAAUCAUCAUAAAGAUACUUUUUUGAAACCUUUACGCGGUUCGUAGUUUGCGUUCUGGUGUCUCGUACUUUAUUUUGUAUAACAGAGAUUUAAAACAGUUUAAAGUUUAUUAGAUAUAGAGUAUCUUUAUUUCCUUUAACAGAGUUGGAUGAAUGAUGCAGGAUGGAUAUUAAACUGUUGCGCGUUUGACAGUCGUGGUGCGCUUUUGGACAGCCGUUAUUCUUGACCAUCUUAACUGACGUGCCCAAAUAAUGCUGCCACGUAAAAGUAUCAUUCCCGAGGAGUACUCUGUACCGGCGCUCGCGUCUCGAAUUCACCGCAAACCCGUGUUUAGGGAUCGCGUAAACAAAGCGCGCUUCAUCGCCAAGAGCGGCGCGUGUAACUUAGCGCACAAGAACAUACGCGAACAAGGCAGAUUUCUACAGGAUGUAUUUACCACUCUGGUGGAUCUCAAAUGGCGUUUUACCCUGGUCAUCUUUACCAUGACUUUCCUGUGCAGCUGGCUGUUGUUUGCUAUGCUAUGGUGGUUGGUGGCUUUUGGGCACGGGGAUUUGGACAAAAAUCGUACUGGCAGAGAGCAAUGUGUCACAAAUGUCAAUUCCUUCACUUCUGCCUUCCUCUUCUCCAUCGAGGUGCAGGUCACCAUAGGUUUUGGGGGACGCAUGAUUACCGAGGAGUGUACUUUAGCUAUAACUCUUCUCAUAUUACAAAACAUCGGAGGACUUAUCAUUAAUGCCAUAAUGCUCGGUUGCAUCUUCAUGAAAACAGCCCAAUCCCACCGGCGCGCCGAGACCCUCAUCUUCAGCCGUCAAGCUGUAAUCGCCGUGCGCAACAACCGCCUGUGUUUCAUGAUCCGGGUGGGAGACCUGCGCAAAAGCAUGAUCAUCAAUGCUGUAGUGCGCCUUCAGGUGGUCCGAAAGACCACCACACCGGAAGGAGAGGUCAUACCUAUCCAUCAGAUCGACGUGCAAACGGAAAGCGCAGUGGCCAGCAACAACAUCUUCCUGUUGGCACCCUUGAUCAUAUGUCACGUCAUUGACAAAGACAGUCCUCUUUACGAUCUCUCGGCCAUGGAGUUGCCGUGUAGUGAUCUAGAGGUUAUUGUCAUACUGGAAGGCGUGGUGGAGACCACGGGCAUCACCACUCAGGCGCGCACUUCAUACGUGGCCGAGGAAAUCCUAUGGGGCCAGCGCUUCGUGCCAAUAGUGACCGAAGAAGAGGGUGUGUACUCGGUGGACUAUUCAAAGUUUGGCAACACCGUCAAGGUGGCCACUCCGCCCUGCAGCGCCCGUGAGCUGGACGAGAAGCCCUCGAUCCUAAUCCAGACGCUGCAGAAGAGCGAGCUGUCGCAUCAGAACUCUUUGCGCAAAAGGAACUCAAUGCGCCGCAACAACUCAAUACGCAAAAACAACACGAUGCGCCGCAACAAUUCGGGCCUCUCCGUGCCCAAAGUGCAGUUCCUGACACCGGAGGGUGGGCCAAGCAUUGUCACGUGACUAGAGGCCUGUCCCUUUUGGUUAGCUAUUUUCACCUGUCUAUCUGUAGGCCUCAAUUGUCCUUGUGUCACUGUUUCCAAAUUUGUUCCUUGUUUGUUUAUUGUGUUAUUGUGUAGGUUUUCGACCAAAUUUUUACAGUGACAUUUUGUUAAACUUUACAUUACAAAUGUAUAUGUUCCACAUGUUUAAUAUUUGUAUUAUAUUUUACAACAUCAAUGACAAGCAUACAACAAUUAUAAUAAGUAAAUAAAUAUUUGAUUU
This is a messenger RNA of Misgurnus anguillicaudatus (oriental weatherfish), 1789 nucleotides long. It is a transcript of the gene kcnj8, whose product is annotated as potassium inwardly rectifying channel subfamily J member 8. Gene Ontology annotation, cellular component: plasma membrane. Gene Ontology annotation, molecular function: ATP-activated inward rectifier potassium channel activity. The record is from RefSeq and is a predicted model, not a curated record. Gene Ontology annotation, biological process: potassium ion import across plasma membrane; regulation of monoatomic ion transmembrane transport. NCBI's taxonomy places the organism in Eukaryota, Metazoa, Chordata, Actinopteri, Cypriniformes, Cobitidae.